AUGGACCAAAUCACGCAAUCCGUCGCUGCGCUUUUUGUAAAUCAGCAGGAUUCGCAGCAACCGCUAUGUGUUGAUCCGAAUGCCCCUUCAACUGGACCUUUCAAUCCGGCAUUGAUUCGAGCGAUAGUGGUGAAACAAGCGGACGGAACGGUUUAUACGCAUAUUGAUGAAUCGCAAAAUGGCCAGGAAGUCUUCAACCAAACCAACAUCCAGUAUCCGAAUGGCCAGACGAUCACUUCAAAUGACGGCCAAACCCAGACCACCCAAUCUUUGCCCCAAACCCAAGGCCAGGGCCAAUUCCCCAAUCAAAACCAAACCUUAAACGAUCAACCUAAUACGAAUUACCCCCAAUCAAACCAGCAGUGCCAAAAUUACAACACCGGCUCGCCCUCAAACCCGAACUGCCCACCGAAUCAGCAACAAACCCAAACCCAGCCCCACAGGGCCAGAGUCAAGCCAAUUGCCCGCCCGGCCAACAAAACC
This is a messenger RNA of Mesorhabditis spiculigera, 483 nucleotides long. The record is from the annotation of a GenBank genome assembly. NCBI's taxonomy places the organism in Eukaryota, Metazoa, Nematoda, Chromadorea, Rhabditida, Rhabditidae.